UCCGGGACCAAACCCCCAAACAUCUGUUACUGUGACAACCAUCUCAACAUGAACAAGAAAAAAGACGACUCACAAUGUAACAGUCCCUGUGCUGGGAACAGCAUGAUGACGUGUGGGGGCACCGACAGGAUCCAGGUGUUUGGUCCCCCUCCUGGUACCCCCGCCAUUGUCCACCCUGGGGUACAACAGAAAUGUGAACCCUGGUGUCAAACAAGUACUGGGUCAUCGCCAUCAUGGGGACUGUGUAAUCCACAUGAUACCACGGCCACCUCCUACAAAAUCCUGUGUCAGUGUCCCCCAGGGCGCCAGGGAGUUCAGUGUUCUCAGCCCUGUGACCCUGGUAGCUAUGGUAACAGCUGUCAACAGAACUGUACAUGUAACAUGACUAACACAGCGACCUGUAACCCCAUAACUGGGUCGUGUCAGUGUAAACCUGGUUACCAGGGCAACCAGUGCCAGGAUGUUUGUCCCACAGGAAGAUUUGGUACAAAUUGUCAAGGAGUUUGUAACUGUACCAGGCACGCGGACUGUGACUCUGUGUCGGGUAUUUGCUUAUGUAAGCCAGGAUUUACGGGAGCCCUGUGUAAUUUUCCGUGUCCUCAGGGUUUCUUUGGUCGGAACUGUUCAAAGCAGUGUGAUUGUACGGAGCACGGAAGCUGUGACCCAGUAGAGGGGGUGUGUCGCUGUCAGCCAGGCUGGACGGCAGAAUUAUGCGGUGUACAAUGUAGCCCCUACACGUUUGGAGUGGACUGUCUUCUGUCAUGUGACUGUAAUGGCUCCCCAUGCGACUCAGUGACAGGACAGUGUUUAUGUAAUGCCGGAAAGUUAGGUUCCAAAUGUCAACAGGACUGUCCCUACCAGAAGUACGGAGAUCAGUGUGUUAAGACCUGCCCCUGCCCCCAGGGCUGUGACCCCGUCUCUGGUGCCUGUGUCUGCCCCCCGGGAAACUUUGGGGCACAUUGCGAGUUUACCUGUUCACCAGGAUCCUACGGUAAGAACUGUCAGUCCCGCUGUCAGUGUUAUAUGAACCAGACCUCCUCCUGUGACGUGGCCUAUGGUUUCUGUACGUGUAAGGAUGGAUUUGUGGGACCCCGAUGUGAACACCCCUGUCCAGUGGGAUUUUACGGUCCUGGCUGUACUAAAACCUGCCCCCAGUGUCAACACAGUGCCCCCUGUGAUCCUGUGAGUCUACAGAAAUUACUGUUUGUAUUAUCUCACACU
Messenger RNA from Saccostrea cuccullata (small rock oyster), 1221 nucleotides. Its product is annotated as multiple epidermal growth factor-like domains protein 10. The record is from RefSeq and is a predicted model, not a curated record. NCBI's taxonomy places the organism in Eukaryota, Metazoa, Mollusca, Bivalvia, Ostreida, Ostreidae. The transcript has 9 exons. Gene Ontology annotation, molecular function: scavenger receptor activity. The annotation marks the transcript as partial.